AUGAAACUUCUGUACAUAUGUGAUACCAGAUUUCACACAUUUAACUCAAAAGAGAAAAAAUACAUAUUUAAAUAUAUGUUUUAUUCCUUGCAAGAUUUGCUUAAUAAUAGUAAAACAAGAGAUAUCAAAUUCUGGCUCGUGUGCAUAAAUCUAAUCGAUUAUUCAGAUGUUCUAAAUUUUUCUGAUCCGUUUGAUUAUGAAAAUGUAAAAAAAGCCAUAGACAAAAUAUCCCCUUACUUCUACUUAAAUAAUGAGCACUCAGUAGUAGGAAGUGAAGUAGCUGUAGACCCCUUAUUAGCCUUUUUAAAAGAACAUAAAAAUAUUGCAAAAAUCAAGAAAUGCGAUAAGGCUGCAAUUAUAUCAAGCAAUGUUCAUAUUUGGGAUGAUAAAAUUUCGGAGCUAAAAAUAAUAGGAAACAUAUUGAGUGAAUCCAUAUGUGAAAUUAAUUUUUUUAACGUUAUGAACGGGAUUAUUGAUGCUACAGGGAAAAUGCAAAAAAUCAGUUCCGAAUUGAGUAAAUAUUCAAACUUCUUUUUCAAGAAUAUAGAACUGAACAAAGUAAACAUUUUGCAAAUAUCAAAAGAGAUACUAGCCAUCAAAUUUACUGUUUCAAUUACCUUAAGUUUGAAAAACCAGCUAUUGCUGAAAUGUGAAGCAAGACCUUUAAUAAUAGAAGUAGGGCAUGAGGUUUACGUCAGUUUAAAUAAGUUAUCCGUUGAAUUUGACAUAAGAGCAAAAGCUUUGAAGGAUGGCAUUUCUCAGCAUUUAAUAUAUGGAAUACCUAUCUUUUUAAGCAGCCCAUUGUUACAAGAACAAAAUUUAAUUUCGCUAAGUUCUUUAUCAAAAGAGCUAUAUGAAAAUGAACAAGUACUAAUACUAAGAUCUAAUAUAAAUCCGACGGACCUAACAAUGCACGAAAAAGAAGUUCGAUUCUUGUGGGUAGGAACUCCUAUGAUUAAGGAGGAGAAGACAAUAGCCUUAUGUUUGCACGGAUUAGCAACACAAGAAACUUAUUCGCUCACUAUAGAAGAGUGUUCCAUGGAUAAUGAAAAAACAAUUGAUAUGAUAGAGGACACUACACUGAAGGAAAUGCUCCAUUUCCUAAUUCUGAUUGAAGAAUUUAACCCAUUACAUUAUAGUAAUGAAAGGUUAAAUUAUUCUUCCAAAUUCUCACGCAACUCGUUGAUAGAGUAUAUAAACAAGGGAAAAAAAUUUAAAAUCAGGAAAAAUAAAUUAACCCUUUUAAAAAACUUAACUGGUGAUAGUGCUAACACGAAAAAGGAGGGAACAAUGUUAUUAGCAAAAAAGAGUGAUAAUAUUUAUCGAAAAGACGACUUCAAAAAAAAAAAAAAAAUUAUUGAUCCAAGAUCUCUCCUUUUAGCUAAUAUGAAUAAAGCUUUUCAAAAAAAUAUUAUAUAA
Messenger RNA from Plasmodium malariae, 1419 nucleotides. Its product is annotated as conserved Plasmodium protein, unknown function. NCBI's taxonomy places the organism in Eukaryota, Apicomplexa, Aconoidasida, Haemosporida, Plasmodiidae. Bases 1 to 1419 code for a protein of 472 amino acids. The record is from RefSeq and is a predicted model, not a curated record. The transcript has 11 exons.